Messenger RNA from Fulvia fulva, 867 nucleotides. RefSeq lists its product as uncharacterized. The transcript has 2 exons. The coding region runs from base 1 to 867 and encodes 288 amino acids. The record is from RefSeq and is a predicted model, not a curated record. NCBI's taxonomy places the organism in Eukaryota, Fungi, Ascomycota, Dothideomycetes, Mycosphaerellales, Mycosphaerellaceae.
AUGUCCGCCACUACCACCGCCAUCACCACGAAGACCCACGUGAAAUCAGGCCCAAAGGGCAAAGGCGGCGUCCCGAGCAAGCGUCCCCUCCGCGACGAGGACGAUGACAAGGGCAGCGACGAGGACGCUGGCGACGGCGGCAAGAAGAAGCCAGCCAGUAAGGUGCCACGCGCCUACAACGACGGCAUCGGCACCGCCGCCAGCGAGCGGUUCGGCCUCCCCAACGACAUCGCCAUCAGCUCCAUAGAGCUGCUCACCUACUUCCCGAAGCACGCCGCGCUCUGGCCAGAGCUCCUCCUCCGCCUUGUCCGCAACGACUUCUCCCUCCCAGAAUGUGCAGUCCGCCAGCUCUACGCCCGUGGCAACCUCGACAAGGCCGAGUUCACCCGCCGAUACGCCUCCCUACGCAAGGCCGCCAAGACAGCAGGGCAGAGGAAGUUCAAUGACCCUAACUUCACCCUCACAAGCUACAAGAAUGGCCAGAACCAGCAGCCCGGUCACCCAGACCUCCAACCAUACACCAUGGCCGAUGUCCCAGCUGGCGGCCAAAUCGAGCACCUCUACCAUGUCAACCGUAUGACGGUCCCAGCUGCACCACCGCCAAACAUUCCGCUGAACCAGGCUCGUGCAACACUGGCUGAUCUGGCAAAUGGCGUUACGCAGCAUCCACCACCGGGACAAAGAGGUGUGCUGACUAAGUGCAUCCUGUGGGCGAUAGCGAACAGCCAGGAUGCCAAUUACGAUACCCACAACCUUAUGACUAUCGUGAAUAUGGCGGGCAACAACUUUGUGCCAGAUGCUGGCGCGAACACUUUGACUUGGGAUCAGGAUGGGAUGACGGAUACGCAAACUAUCCCGCGACCAUAA